ACUGGUCUUCAAGUACAUCAUGAUGAAUUCAAACUUGUUCUAAAACAACUACAAAUUUUAUCCAAUGCUAUUCAAUCAGCUGAAACUUCAUAUAAAAGUCAACUAAAUGGAAUUAUGCAACCUAUUAUUGAAAAAAUGACGAAACAAAUUCAUUCUUCACAAGAUUGGCAAUCAUAUACUAAAUACUUUCAGCAAUUAAUUCAAAAUAAAAUUCAAGAAUGUGUCAAACUAUUCGAUGAGUAUAUAACACACGAGUCCCAAAUAAUAGCCGAACAAUGUAUAAGAGAUGUACGUUUUGGAUCAUUAGUUCAGUUAGAAAAACAAAUAGAUCGAUAUAUGCAAAAAAAAUCGUUUAUAUCAGAAAUAGAAGUAUUAAAACAUGAAGCUUUCGAAGAAUUCAUUAAACAACAUGUUUUAUCACAGCAAUUAAAAUUUGAAAGGAAACCAUCAAUAAAAUCUGUUGAAACUGUGAAUGAAUUUAUUGAUAAAGUAAGAAAAGAAUUUCGAACAAAUAAAAUAUAUGUUGGAUGUGAUGUGGAACAGUUGAAACUAAUUCCAAAAUUAUUACAACGUGUUAUGUUAUAUUAUCGAUGUUUUACAUUACAAUUACCAUUGUAUGAAUCAUCUAAAGAAUUCUUAGAUAAAUUUGAAAACAGUAAUGUUAUUACUGUAACGACAUCAACUGGAUCGGGUAAAUCAAGUUUAUUACCAGCUCUCUUGAUUGCUGAAGGUUAUGAAAAAGUCAUUGUUACUCAACCUCGUCGAUUAACUUGUGAAGCACUUUGUGAUUAUGUUAAUAAAACUAUGACAACAAACAAAGAUGGAUUUGAUAUUGCUGGAUGGGCUGUUACUAGUGCUCACUGUAAUGCUAAUGCUCAAAUCUUAUAUUUAACUGAUGCUUUAUUAAAAGAACGUCUAUUAUAUGAUGAAAAUUUGAUUAGAAAACAAACAAAUAAUAAUAAUAAACCUAUUGUAUUUUUUAUCGAUGAAAUUCAUGAAAGAUCUGUAAAUAUUGAUCUAUGUUUAGCAUUAUUUGCUCGUCUUCUUACAGAAAAACCUAAUCUUAAAUCAAAAGUCAAAAUAAUCAUUUCAUCAGCAACAUUAGAUCCAUCUAUAACAACAGUGUUUCGUCAAAUACCUCAAUUAAAAUUUAAUGAAUUUUAUAUACCAAACUUAGGAAAAGUAUAUCAUGUAGCAAAAUUCGCACGAUCUAAUCAAAAUAUAUUAGAUUUAAUACAAGAAAUAUGUAAAACAAAACAAAGAUAUGAUCAAAUAUUAUGUUUUGUUAGUAGUGUAGCAGAAGUAAAUCAAUGUUGUCAUCUUAUACAAGAAAUUAGUCAUGGAACAAUAACUGC
Molecule: messenger RNA, 1355 nt
Organism: Rotaria sp. Silwood1
Lineage: Eukaryota; Metazoa; Rotifera; Eurotatoria; Philodinida; Philodinidae
Source: the annotation of a GenBank genome assembly